GGCUUUCUUGUUACACGUUAAGCUAAGAUGGGCCGUGUGUACGCAUAUCCUGUUUGUAUCACGUUUUCUACUUUAACCUGGUCGCGUUAAUAUCAAUAUUGUUGUUGUGUUGCAAUGGCCUACUACUAGUGAAUCGGGAAAUUUAUAGGAUUAUUAAACGUUUUUGAGACGACCGAUUGGGAUACUAAUUCAGCGCAAAAUGAGUUGAAUAGUCCGGCGAAGAUCACGAGACAGCAAAUUAGUUCGUGAAAAUUGUUUAACUCGGCUUCAAUUCCAGGAAUUGACUGAGCCUCUCUCGGACUAUGGCCAGUCCCGGAUUCGAACUUCCGACCUUCCCGACACGGACCGACCCGCAGGCGCCGGUCGCUGGGGACGGCACGCGAUCAGAAGCCAAACUAGCUGAAAACUCUCCUAUUCAUUCCAUCAGCUCAGAUGGAUCCUCUGAUAAAACAGUGUGUUGUAAAUGUCUUCCAUCAGACUUCUUUAAAAUUGACCGAGUAUUACUGAAGUUCAAAGCAUUUUAUUUUUUCUUCGCCGCGGCUAUCGGCUGUGUAUUUCCGUAUUUUUCUGUCUACUUCAAACAACUCGGCUUCAGUCCGAACCAGAUAGGGAUCGUCGCAGGCGUUAGGCCGAUUAUCGGCUUUUGCAGCGGCUCAAUUUUGGGCUCAAUCGCCGACAGGUUUCGCAUCCGGCGGAUCAUGCUGUCCUGCAGCGCCGUUGGCUGGCUGUUAUUCAUCACGAGUAUAGGCUUCGUGCCGACGGCAAAACAUUCAGACGCGCAGUGUCUAUACGUGGCCGAAUUGCUGUCUUCGAACAGAUCAAAUAUCUCAACGUCAAUAUAUCAGAACGCUACUAAUACAAAUCUCAGGGAACAUUUUUUUGAAAUGCAUAAAUCGAAGCCGCAUUUCAAACCGGAAGGCAGUCUGCAGGAGUCACGUGGCUGGGUGUAUGACGUCACAGAUCUCCAGAAUACCUUCGUCACCAUAAUGGUGCUCGUGAUACUCGGUGAACUCGUGCAGUCGCCGACGGGCGCCCUGGCGGACUCCGGAUGCAUAGAGCAACUGGGCGGCGACGGCAUUGACAAAUACGGUCGCCAGCGCGCCUUCGGAUCGCUCGGUCUCGGUAUAUUUUCGCUGCUGGCGGGAGGGCUGGUUAGCCUGACGCGCCGACAGGAGUCCGUGUGCAACUUCCGGUUAGUGUUCAGCGAUUAUCGGAUCGCCUUCUACCUGUUCGCGGGAUGCAUGGCGUGCUGUUUCAUCUGUACGCUGUUCUUUAAAUUCCAGAAGCAGACAGAGGACCAGCGGAAGUCACGACCUCGCCCGAACCCCCUGCGCGUGUUCCGGAUGUUCCUGACCCUGCACUAUGGGUCCUGGCUCUUCUGUAUGCUCUUUACGGGUGUCUGCAACGGUGUCAUCUGGGGCUUCCUGUUCUGGCAUCUGGAGAACAUAGGUGCCACGCAGAUAUUGCUGGGAGUAGCGAACGGCGUGAGUCUCUUCUCCGAGAUGUGCAUGUUCCUGGUCGUGUUCCGUAUCCUGCAGCGGACCGGAUGUCUGCCGUUCAUGACAGUGGGGCUGCUGGGGUAUGCGGUGCGUUUCGUAGUGUUCGCCUCGAUCGACAAUCCUUGGGUGGUCCUGCCGUUCGAGAUUUUGCAAGGAUUCACUUUUGCCGGUGUGUGGUCCGUGUACGUAAAGUAUCUCUGCAAGAGCGUCCCCAGCGAGUACCUGGGGACCCUACAAGGGUUCCUGCACGGGGUCUACUGGGGCCUAGGUGCUGGCUCGGGUCACAUGAUAGGGGGUAUCUUGGUGCAGACCCUAGGCGCCCGCAUGACCUUCUGGAUCUUUGCCGCAGGGUCUUUUGUCAACAUGGUGCUGUUUCUUAUCAUACAAAAGUUCACGGUUCGCCCCAAUAUAUUUGGUCACUACGAAGAACUAGAUGAGGCGAAGUGACAACGCAGCACCGCGUGACACCACGUGGCACCACGUGAUAGAGUGUCAAACCACGUGACACAAUGUGAUACAAUGUGAUAUUUUGUUACAACACAUGACACUAUGAGACACCACCUGGUGCCAAGUGCCACAAAAAGAUACCAUGUUACACAAAGCGGCCCCAAGUGUAAUCACGUGGCAUCAUGUGAUACCAUAUGACACCAAAUGACAGAACAUGAUACCAUGUGACACAGCAUAUGUGACUUCUCUGGAACCCAUGUUACGCGGGACAUAUGCUCUGGACAGAACUAGUUACAACGAACUUGGAUACAUUAUCAGCGUGACUAGAAUUGUUUCGUAGAAAACGCCAACUUACGUAACCAAAGUCAAUAUACACAUGUACAUAUCAAACAUACAUCAAAUGAAAACUUUCAACUAAGAAAUGUGUGCUCACGUGUUUUCAACUUGUUUUUUUGUUUGAAAAAGUUUGGGCAUAUUAUACGUCUGCAUUUCGCUUUUAAUUUAUUCUUACUCCUGUGCGCCAUUCAUCGGUGCAAACACAUACUAUUUUCUUGUUUUGUUUACAGUUUUGCUAUAUCAAAGCUUAUAUUGUACUUUAUUUUUAUCCAUUUUGAAAUUGAAUAUUUUACUGUGCUGUUUUAAAUAUAAGUGUGUUGAAUGGUACGCGUCUUGUGGUCAAGAAAUGCCCGUCGUCACCCGCUGUUCUCUUACCUCGUCAUGAAUCAAAUCGCCUUUUUGAGAAAAAUAGGCUUAAUGCAUGGGCGUUAAGUGUCUUUCCAGAUAGGCCCGUGUAUUUCACAAAGACGACAUUUACCCUGUAAACUGAAUUUUCGUUUAGAUGAGACUUCCAUCAAACUUAAACUUUCAUAAAAGCCGAAAGUGUCGUCCCUGAUUAGUAUGUUGGGACUUCACAGGCUUUUCUACGACGACAAUAUGAGCCACGCUCUGAGAAAACUGGGCAUAAUGCUUGUGCGUAAAGUGUCGUCCCAGAUUAGCCUGUGCAGUCCGCACAGGAAAAUCAGGGACGACACUUUCCGCUUUAUGACAUUUUUCGUUUAAAUGAAGUCUCUUCUUAGCAAAAAUCCAAUGUAGGCGGAGAGUGUCGUCCCUGAUUAGCCUGUGCGGACUGCACAGGCUAAUCUGGGACGACACUUUACGCACAUGCAUUAUGCCCAGUUUUCUCAGAACACGACUGAUGUGCGCGCUUGAAUGAAGCGCAGUUCUUCAAGAACAGUGCGCAAUGUAAUUCGAAUAGUAUUCUACUUCACACUUUUUGGGGAUGCUCGUUAACCAAAACAUUAAAACUAGUUCGAUGAUUCCCUUGAUUAUGCUACAGGACAAGAACGCUGGUCUGACAGAGCUUAAUUGAUGUCAUCUUGUCUUCAACAACUUGCUAAAUUUACAAUUGCUGUCACACUUAUUUUAUUAAGUAGUUUUUAUUAACUGUUUAUUGUUAUUUUGAUUCCUUGAAAUCAUUACUGCUCGUUGUAGGGUUUUCUUAGAAGAGAAAUCUUCGUUUAUCGUUUUCUCUCAAAGUUGGAUUACACUGCCUACUUUAAAGGGGCCUUUUCACGUUUGGGUAAAUUGACAAAAUUGAAAAAAGUUGUUUCAGAUUCGCAAAUUUUCGUUUUAGUUAUGCUAUUUGUAAGGAAACAGUAAUACUGAAUAUUUACCAUGCUAUAAAAUGGCCAUUAUAUGCAUCUUUUGACGAUUUAAAAACCUGAAAAUUAUAAAGCGUUGCACCGCCAAACGAAUUAAUAAUAUGGAGAGUUCUGAUGUUGUCGUUAUAUUUUGUGAAACUACGAGGAUUGCUUAUAUAAAGUAUAAAAUACAUUUGACAUUGUAUCAGUAAG
Molecule: messenger RNA, 3799 nt
Organism: Dreissena polymorpha
Lineage: Eukaryota; Metazoa; Mollusca; Bivalvia; Myida; Dreissenidae
Product: major facilitator superfamily domain-containing protein 6-A-like
Exons: 7
Coding region: 303-1946 (547 amino acids)
Cellular component (GO): plasma membrane
Molecular function (GO): transmembrane transporter activity
Source: RefSeq, a predicted model, not a curated record